AUGGUAAUAUUCGAUGACCGAACCCUAAUUGACAUCUUAGGUGAUGACCACCUAGAGGGCAGGGCCAAAAGUAUCUUCUUGAGUUUGCCCAGCGAAGUUAAAAGGAGAGGAUUUGAUGAGGUUGUGGAGGAGUUGAGAAGACUGUUAGCUAGUGAUUCUACUGCUGGUCGGUUGCGAGCUUUAGCAGAACUGAGGACCCUCAGACGGAGGCCGGACCAGAGUGUGUCGGAUUUCUGUGUAGCGCUGGAAAAGUCGGGGCGACAGGCAAAUCCGUUGUGCACUGUGAAGGAUAGGUCCAUGGAGUACGCACAGGUGUUGCUGGACAAUCUGAAGGACUGGCCGGAGUACAUUCACUUGAUGAGCGCUCUUCACAAGGUUGAUCCCAGAGAGGCGUACGACACCGUAAAGGAGUUGGCAGUUAGCAUGGAGCAAUCCAAAUCGGUGUGGCAAUCGCGGAGUGGACGAGUAUACGAAAGGGAAAGCUGGAAGAAAAGGGGCGCUGCAUAUGGCGAAGUUGAGAGAAGAGUGCAGGGAGAGGCACGACAUCGAGAUGAAGCGGGAAAGGCACAAGUCGUGGAUUUAGCGGCGCGGGAUACGCCGUGCACCUUGGAGGAUCGCGGAAAUAUAGGGAGAAAUAAUAAUGGAGAAGUAAGUAAAGAGCGAAGGAGGUGCUAUAACUGUUCACGAUUCGGGCACAUAGGUAAAGACUGCCCUCUAAGAAGGACAACGGUAAAACAAAUCGGCAAUAGGGCCCAGAAGAGUGGUAAAAGCGAAAAAUCGGAUGAACUGGCGCGGAUUUUGAACAAAGCGCGGAGUUUAGGAGUGAAAGUGGACAUGAAUGAAGAUGAGAAGAGGCCAUUGGUGGGACAAAAAGUGUCAGCUGCGGCAAGAUUGUUAGAUAUGCAGGUACACCAAUACUGGACACAGGCUCAAUGA
Cooperia oncophora is the source of this 936-nucleotide messenger RNA. The record is from the annotation of a GenBank genome assembly. NCBI's taxonomy places the organism in Eukaryota, Metazoa, Nematoda, Chromadorea, Rhabditida, Trichostrongylidae.